AUGUUGAUGACCCCUACUCCAAAGGCUGUUUUGAGAAUCCUUCCCAAUAGAUCUCAAUUCUUUCGGUACAAUUCAGUUACGCUGAGCUGCGCGGACGACAAGAACUCUUCUGACUGGAGAGUAAAGAGAAACACGAACAACAGCAGAAGCGAGGAGUGUCCAUCAACCUGGGGGAAGAGGAAUGGGUCACACUGUUCAAUCGAUGACGUUUACCCUUUUGACAGCGGGCAGUACUGGUGUGAGUCCGCAACCGGAGCAUGCAGCGAAGUUAUUAAUGUUACCGUGACAGAUGGCCCUGUGAUCUUGGAGAGUCCUGUCCUUCCCGUAACAGAGGGGGAUGCUGUGAUCCUGCGCUGCAUCCUUAACGAGGCCUCCUCCUCCUCCAACCUCACUCAGUUUUAUAAAGAUGGCCGCCUGAUUGGGAGCAGCUCAGCUGGAAUCAUCACCAUCCUUGAUGUCUCCAAGUCUGAUGAAGGCCUCUAUAAGUGCGACGUUACAGGAGCUGGAGGAUCUCCAGAGAGCUGGCUGUCAGUCAGAGGUAGCAAGCCUGAAUCUUUUCGCUCUCAUCCCACAUACGUGUUACUUCCUGUUGUUGCCGCCUGUCUCUCGUUUGCCUCUGUGAUGCUGCUAUACCUCUGGAGGAAUCUUAAAGCUAAAGCGGACCAUGACGUGCCCUACACUGAUGUCACCUUCCAACAGAGAGUGCUGCCGAAGACAAAUUCAGAGAUGGCAUCUGAACCAGCACUGUACUCAACAAUCAAACAUGGAGCUUUCUAGGAGAAUCCCACCUGAAAUGAUCAAGUGUGAAUUUCUUGUUAGACUUCUACGUCUUUUAUCUGAUAUGUUUUCACUUUUUUAAUAAGAAAACAGAUUCUUGCUGAUGUUAAAAUGUGCUUUUUAUGCAACCAGGUAUAAAAAAAGUCCUUUGCAUAUCCAAAAUUGUCUGAAACAACAUGUGUUGAUGUUUUAAAAUUGAAACAAAACAUGAAAUAUUUUUAAAGAUCUCGAGACAAGCUACUAUGAGACCUUGCAGUGGUUUUCUAAAAAAAGUUCUCAAACUCUAAAUAUUAUAUUCACGUGGUGUCCUGAUGCAUCUCAAUAAUCCAGAUCAAAAAAGUCAAAAAUUAUUGAAUACGUCGGCUGGACUGGUUCUUCUUUGUUGAAACAUUUAGUCUCUUCCCCAAGAAACUUUUUCAGUUGGAAGAGUUACCCAUAAACUCAGCUUUAUAAGCCAUCCCUUCGCAUAGUGGCUCAAUGAUUGUGACAAUCAAAACUUGUUGCUCACAUGCAAAAGGAGGAUAAUCGGGCUCCUAAUCAAUCAUUACUGCUGUGAUUGUCACUUACUGUUCCCAGGCGGCUGAGUGAAACUCGCA
Molecule: messenger RNA, 1373 nt
Organism: Fundulus heteroclitus (mummichog)
Lineage: Eukaryota; Metazoa; Chordata; Actinopteri; Cyprinodontiformes; Fundulidae
Product: low affinity immunoglobulin gamma Fc region receptor II-a
Exons: 6
Coding region: 1-777 (258 amino acids)
Biological process (GO): cell surface receptor signaling pathway
Molecular function (GO): transmembrane signaling receptor activity
Source: RefSeq, a predicted model, not a curated record